GUGCACACAGAAAGCAGAAAGCAGAAAGCAGGUCCUCGUGGCUAGUUGCUUUGCUAAGAGGCACAAAGGCACAAACACACUUCAAAUUCAAACUUUCUGUGUGUUACUCUUACUCAGAGCUUAGCCAGAACAGUACACAAUAGGUCCCUAUGAUCCCUUUACCUGAAACACUAGUUAGUGACUCUCUCUGCGUUACCAAAAUGGGUCGAAAACGUGCUUCCAAAAACACCCACAGGGCUCUAGUGUUGGGUGUUUCCGAAGAAUUGUUUUCAACUUCACGGUGUUCUUUAAGCUUCUCUAGACGGGCAUCGGUGCAUCCUACUGUUGUAAAACCACAGCCUUCCAAUGUGAGGCGAUCUGAACGCAUUAAAAGUAAAAGUUUAGUUGUUAGUCACCCUAACACCAAUUGUGACAUUGAAGUCAUUGAGUAUAUAACUCUCAGCGAUGGUGAGAAAGAUGAAGCAGAUACUCAACUGGAGCACGAGUCGGAGCUGGCAGAUAAUUUAGGUGGACGAGAAUAUUGCCUUUUGUGAAGCCCCAUUUAGGAGCAUGUAUAUUGACUCACAAAAGAAGAUUAAAGCUUUAGCAAGUGAAAAUCAAAGACUAAAUGGAAAGCUGGAAAAUGCUCUUGGCGAAAAUUGAAGUGGUAUGUUUCUAGAUUGUUAUUAUAGUCCUUUUGAUUCUUAUUAUGGCAUAAGGCCUUUUUAUUUAAUAUCAUAAUCUCUUGCAAAUUUUUUGUUUUUCCUUGUCAUGGGUUAUCAUAUUGUUAAUAACAUCUUUAAGGGAAAAAAAAGUAUAUAUGAUAUUCGUUGAUUUGAAGAAAUGUCAUUUUCCAUGAGCGGUUAUUUUCUGCAUUUCUUUCAUUAACUGUUGCUUCUAGUUUUGGAUCAAGAACCUUACUUAAGAUGGAUAAUUUCAUAAAAUGGUUCUUGUGGUUGUGACCACAAUACUAUGAGUUUUUUUGUCCUGUAUGUAGUUUUGUAUCUGAACUUUAUAUGAGUAUCAAGAGUAUCACCUUAGAAGGUACCUUGAAAUUAAUUAAACCGUAUUUGUUAAUUAAUUGAGCUUUUAGUUAACUUGAUGUAUCUCAGAUUAUCCUUGAUGACUCUACAUUGUAGUACGAAAAAGAGAUUCGUGUUUUGGUAGAUGUAUUGGGUAAAACGAAGGAUGCUGUUUAAGGAUACUAUGAUUUCAAAUGUGGCAAAAACUUUAGAAGCAUCAACUCAAGCAAUCCUAAUUCACAAUGCAUGCUCUGCUUUUGCAGUUAAGAGAAAGAGAAAUGAAAGCUGAACAACUUAUUAUUAUGUAUUGUAAAAAGUAAAUUACAAACUUUGAGCCUAUUGGUGCUUUUGAACCUUUUUGCAUGGAUUUCUGCUUGUUAAUGUGGUCCUUUUGAAUUCUGUGAUUCUCAUAUCAUGUCUCUCUCGUUUUACCUAUCA
This is a messenger RNA of Glycine soja, 1439 nucleotides long. RefSeq lists its product as uncharacterized. Bases 150 to 533 code for a protein of 127 amino acids. The transcript is spliced from 5 exons. The record is from RefSeq and is a predicted model, not a curated record. NCBI's taxonomy places the organism in Eukaryota, Viridiplantae, Streptophyta, Magnoliopsida, Fabales, Fabaceae.